This is a messenger RNA of Saccostrea cuccullata (small rock oyster), 3724 nucleotides long. RefSeq names its product NALCN channel auxiliary factor 1-like. Gene Ontology annotation, biological process: calcium ion import across plasma membrane. Gene Ontology annotation, cellular component: plasma membrane. The transcript has 3 exons. Bases 1012 to 1941 code for a protein of 309 amino acids. Gene Ontology annotation, molecular function: protein binding; stretch-activated, monoatomic cation-selective, calcium channel activity. The record is from RefSeq and is a predicted model, not a curated record. Lineage: Eukaryota; Metazoa; Mollusca; Bivalvia; Ostreida; Ostreidae.
CUGCGGAGUUCUCCGUAAAAAGUAAUUAAUAUGGAUUGAAAGCUCGGAUUCAGUGGCGGAGUUUGAAAACUUAUCUCUCCAAGCAAGGCUAGUGGGAUUGCCUGGAGUGAACACAAGUAAUUCCUGCUGACCGGGAGAAUCGGACUUGUUUGCCAUCCAAGAUAAAGUCCAAUGAUCAAUAGCAUGGUUUGCUUUAUUACUUGUGUGGAGGAGACGUUAAAAUCCCUCUCCUAUUGAAUUACAUUCAUACAUUGCUGUGUUCCGAAAUUCAAACUUAUCGAUCUGUAGCCACAAGUGAUGCAGUAUAUGUACAUAAAUAUACGAGUGUAAUUGAAAAAAAAAAAGAGCCCCCCGAAAAUAUGACACAGAUGUUACUUCGGGAUUUCAGUGAAAUUCACGGAUGUGAAAGGAAAAACAGAUAUCUGGAAAUUUAGUCAAUGGGUUAAAAUUUUAUGUCCAGAAAUCUGAAUAGAAUAAGCAUUUGGAUAUACGCAUGGCCACUCCAUAAGAUCUCGACCGACAAGUUUCUUCAGUCAGAAAAUAAACAGAAGAGAUAGAUCAACAAGUUCUUUGAAGCGCGCAUGCGCUUCUGAUGCGAGUAAUUGCUGGGAAUGUUAAGAUGGCGACUUACUUAUAUUUCGAUAUUCAACAUGUGUUAAAUUUGUCGUGUUCUGUGGAAUAUUACUUCUAAAAGUGUAUUGAUGAUUGGAAAUUAUCAAACAAGUGUUGAGUGAGUUAGUUAUGUCUUUUAUUCCCAGUCUGCCCUUGUUUUAUUGGAAUGCAAUCGGUUUUCAGCAACUCGCAAGAGGAUUUUUUAUUCAAUCUAUCGGUGGAGGCUAUUCUGGUCAACAAAACAGCGACCAUUUAAGAAAGGUAAUGCCAAAUAGUGAAGAAAGUGUGUUAUUUAAAAAGGCAAAAACAAAUUCUUUUGGAUAAAUGUAGUCAGGUACAGAAAAAAAAAUCUUUCAUGCUUUUCCUAAAUUUUCUGAAAGUGUGCUCUUUUUCUGAACUAUGAUAUUAAGCUAUGAAGAUGGGAAUACGUCAUAUGUUAAGCCGAACAUUCACAAACCGAACGUCUGGGCAAAGUGUUCAUACACUCAGUGUGUUAUCCUUAUAACAACCAUUAUGGUGUUUACAAAAGCCUGUCUUGGCUCGGGUUUUCCUGAGCUCUCCGUUUGCGGACCAGUAUAUUAUUCGAAUGUACAUUCUAAAAUCAAGAAUCAGUGCCUUUUUCUUGAUAGACAAUUUAUACAAGAUAUUUGUGUCGAUAAGAGGACGCUCCGGCCCCCCGAGACCCACUUAAAAUUUUGCAAUAUGUACACUCUCAACCAUUUAAUACCUCAGAAUGAAUCCGCGAGAUGGAUGGGGAACAGUGAAUGUAACCAAACUCUGGUAGAUCUGAUGGGAAACGACAACAAUGCUUUUGAGGAGUUUCAACUGUUUGAAAGUCUGUUGGAGCGAGUCGACUGUGAUACUGUGUACUCCGUCAGGUGGAGCUGCAGCGUUUGUAGGGAGGCUUACAAGUUCUGGUUAUGCUCACAACAUAUUCCCGUGUAUAGCCGGCUCUCCCCCUCCCCGUUACCUCCCUGUGAUGAUUUCUGCUCAGGAGUAGAAAAACAGUGUCCAUUUCUCAAGCCUCUGACCGAGUCAACUUAUGCAGGGGAACCUAGUUUUAUAUGCAAAGAUCCAUCAUCGGAUAUGGUGCCAAGUCUUUCGGAGCAAUGUUACAAACAGUGUUAUUUAACAGACGAAAAUAAUGCAAAAUGUCUUCGUCAUUUUCCGUCACGACACAACUACAGUGCUGCCCACUAUUCAAAUACCACGGACCGUAACUCCUGCUGCUCCAUUUAUACAAACUCAUUUACAAGGAUAUGUUUGCAUCUAAUUGGUCUAUACCUUGUUAGGACAUUGUUAUUAUUUAUUUCUAUAGGUUUAACUUAAUGGAAUAGUUGUUUAUUUAGGUGUAGUAGUGACUGAGUUUGGAAGUGAAUGCGCGUGUGUGAAGCCUGUUUGUGUGAGGUGUUGCGUUUCUUAGUUUUGGUCUCACGUGAUGAAUUUGUUUUAUGAGCAAUAAAGCAUAUUUACUGACUUGCUCUUCAAACUGGCAAAGUUAUUUAAUUUAUUUUGUAGUAUACUCGUUCAUCUGCACAAUAAUAAUGUUUAUACACACGUGCUGAUUACAAUAAAUAAUUAUUUCAAUAGAAAAAAGUGGCCUCUGUAUAUUGUUUUUUUUUUUUACUUUUUAAAUUCACUGUUUGCUGUCUAUAAUUUUAUUUAUCUAUCUUUGAAAUCUUAAUUUAGUUCAGCUUGUAUAUGAGCAUCAUUCUGGAAACAGUGCUUUCAAUUAUUUUUAUUUUAUUUUCAUUGUUUAGAGGGGCUAGAUUCCAAAUACUGUUCAUUUUCAAAGGUGAUAUAAACUUAGAAUAUUUCUUCUUGUAACAAUAAACACUGUAAAUAAAAAUCUUACAUUUUUUGACAACAAUUGGAUGGAAAACUAGAAAACUUUUUCUAAAUUAAUAUUUAUUGGUAAACAGAGAGACUGUAUAUAUAGGGGAAGGGUGUAUUUGAUAGGAUACUGAUGCGGUUAUUAUCUUGUUGUCUGUCAGUCAGUCUUUCUUUCUGUCUAUGUCCUUUCCAAGUUUAAAAUACUGUUUCCUAAAGUAGGCAAUACUUAUACCCUGUCUUGGUUUGGCCAAAAACAUUAAUAUCUACUUUUUUAAAGAUACAACUCUAUUCAGAUAAAUUAAUGUUUCUCUAUCUAAAUUGAAAUUCUAAUUUACAAAAAAAUGAUAAAUUUAUAGAUCUAUUUAAAUGAAAACAUUUUGUCUGAAUUCUUUCGGGUGAUUAUCAUUUUUGUAUUUAGUUUAAUUUAAAAUCUUACAGCCAAAAUUUUUAGUCUAGCAAAAACAAUGUCACCAACUCAACUUUGUUGGUAUGACCGUAGAAAAGAAAAAUCUUUUUUUUUAAUCUGGAAGGGCAAAACCAAAAAAAUGGCAAUAAUGAAGAUCAAUAUAUAUAGGCUCUCAGUUACUUUCUAAUUUCUAUUGAAGAACUUUUAAGUUCAAACAAACAGUCAAGGAAAGACUUUCCAAAGGCAACAUUAAUUGUUAUAAUCGAGAUUUUGGUUAUUUUCAUUACUUCUGCUAGGUUUCAAAAUUAAAAAUAGGCAUACUUUGAGAGUUUCAACGGUUUAUGCCGCAAAAAAUAUCUUAAAUAACAUGUCAUAAAUUAUUUGUUCAUGAAAUUACAUCAGCAUUAAAUUUUAUAUAUUUCGAAAAAAAAGGAAAUAAGUACAUCUGGCAGACAGACACGGGUACAUUUGAACAAAGAAAACGUACAUUUAACGUCUCUCAAAGAAACCACAACGUCAAAAUUUUAAAAAUAGUUUGUAGUUUAUUUAAGCGUUCUGUUUUACCUUAAGCUUGAGAGUUUCCUGUUAGUCUUUCAGGUUCAAUUUUUGACCAACUGUAUCUGUUGAAGAUUUCUUAAUAUGUUUCGAGUUGUUUUGUUUUGAUUUAUAAUAACUUAUUCGAUAAUUUAUGGAUACAAAUUUCAUUUAUAUUUAUGUCUUGUAUUACCACAUUGUACCAGCAAUAAACUUAACAUUGAUCGAACGAGGAUGACGUUUGUAAAAAAUUUUGGUAAUCUAUACCGUCAACUGUGGUUUAAAGCAUUACAAUCAUAUUUUCAUGACAGAUGGUUAGAUUUAUUGAUUAAAAGUAAA